GUGUGUCGUUUGCAGAGUUUAUUAUAUUUUGUUUGUUAAUUUUUGAUUAGGUACAUCUAAUCAUAUUAAAGUUUGACCCACAUUUAAUUAUACUUCAGCUCUUUAUUAAAACCGCGAUUAUUAUUGAACAUGAAGCACCUAAAAGCCUAUAUAAUAUUGGCACUAUUCUCCGACAUUCAUUAUUCGUGAAUUUCUUUGGACAAUUUCAUGUUUAUAACCUAAAGGUCUUAAAGCUUUAAGCAUGGAAGAAGAAGAUGUAUGGGAAGACCUCUCUAAUAUACCUGCAGAUCCACCACAUAUGCGUGAAUUAUGUCAAAAUUGCAAGAGGCCAGAAGUAGUGUGUUGGUGUGCAGCCCUUCCCCCUGAGAGGUUACAACCACGCAGCAACAUCAUUCUCCUGCAGCACCCUGCCGAGGAGAAACGCUGCCUCCGGACCGCCCCCAUGCUCCAGCUGGGUUUAGCAGAAAACAAGUGCCUUAUCUUCAAAGGAAAAAAGUUCCCACAACCAAGACAUGACAACUUGGAAAACAUCCUAACUCAACCUAAUACAAUAUUACUCUAUCCUAGCAAAACUGCUAUUGAUAUAAAUGACUUAGUUAAUGAGAAUGAUUCAUACAAUCUUGUCCUGUUAGAUGGUACCUGGCCCCAAGCUAAGGCUAUCUAUGCCUCCAGUCCUAUUUUACAUAAUAUAAGGCAGGUUAAAUUAAUAACUAGUACAGUAAGUAGCUAUAUUAUAAGAACGCAACCAACUGAAGGUUGUUUGAGUACACUGGAAACAGCAGCAGAGGCUUUGUCUCAAUUGGAGAAGGAUCCAAAAUACAGAGAUCAACUAGUACAACCUUUACAUAAGCUGUGCCAAUACCAGUUGGACAAUGGCGCUGUUACUCACCAGUCAAAGGAGUUUCUAUUGAAAACUAGAACAUAUCCUAAGUUGAUAGGAAAACGAUUAUCUAGGCUAUUAAGGUCUACAAAUGAUACUGUUCUAAAUUUAGAUUAAGUAUUACUAUAAAUAUUACUUUUAUAAGUGUUUC
Messenger RNA from Cydia amplana, 1031 nucleotides. RefSeq names its product tRNA-uridine aminocarboxypropyltransferase 2 (gene Dtwd2). Lineage: Eukaryota; Metazoa; Arthropoda; Insecta; Lepidoptera; Tortricidae. The transcript has 2 exons. The record is from RefSeq and is a predicted model, not a curated record. Bases 242 to 997 code for a protein of 251 amino acids.